Parasteatoda tepidariorum (common house spider) is the source of this 754-nucleotide messenger RNA. Its product is annotated as venom peptide MmKTx1. The record is from RefSeq and is a predicted model, not a curated record. NCBI's taxonomy places the organism in Eukaryota, Metazoa, Arthropoda, Arachnida, Araneae, Theridiidae.
CGGCCAUGAAAAGAACAUAAACUUCUAGCUUCCCCGUAUUUUUGUGUUCACUUUACAUCUGCAAACAUUAUUUCCAGAAAGCCAGCUGUCUAAUCUAUUAUUUUAUCUUCCUGAUCUAAAGUUGAAAUGGUAUGAAUGAUUACUACGAAGUCAACAUGGAGCUACUUAAUAUUCGUUUUGAUACUGAUAAAGGAGAAUUAAACUAAGAAAAUAAAGAUGUUUUACAAACAUAUUCUUCUAUAUUGGAUGCUUCUCUUGUGUGUUCCCAAUGUAAAAAGCUAUACCAUUACAAUGCCUCUUGAUACAAAGAGUGGAUUCUGCAAUUCAUUUAGGUUUGGGAAAAUUCCAGUUGGUCAAGUGAUUUACAACCCUGAAAGUUGCGAGAUUACUGUUUGUGAUGUUGGACAUGCGGAUCUGUAUGGGUGCAACAGUAAAUUUGAUCCAAAUAGAUGCACAGUAGUAAAAGAGCCCGGAUUAGGUUUAUUUCCUGAUUGCUGUAGAGAAUUUAUAUGUACAGGUGAUAAUGCAUUUAUGUUAUAGGAAGCAGUUCAAACAAUUUUUUUUCAGAACUCAUCAGAAAUACUUAGUCUCUAACCAUGUGAUUGACGAAUUGAAAUGAAACGCAAGACAUUUCAUAAUAAGCUAUACAAUAUUCCAUAUGGAAACUAUGCAAUAUUCAUCCGCAUUCAGUUGUUAAAGUAUUCCAAUGUGCGAAAGUGUCAUACAUUCAAAAUAAAAAUAUAUUACUUCAUGA